Molecule: messenger RNA, 804 nt
Organism: Cordyceps militaris CM01
Lineage: Eukaryota; Fungi; Ascomycota; Sordariomycetes; Hypocreales; Cordycipitaceae
Product: DUF408 domain protein
Exons: 1
Coding region: 1-804 (267 amino acids)
Cellular component (GO): cytoplasm; nucleus
Molecular function (GO): RNA polymerase II CTD heptapeptide repeat phosphatase activity; RNA polymerase core enzyme binding
Source: RefSeq, a predicted model, not a curated record
AUGGAGAGCAAGAUCCGAGAGCUCCGCGGCAUCCUCAAAGACUCGGCCUCUGCGCAGCGCGCCGCGGACCCGCGCACGAUUGCGCUGCAGCACGCGCGCGUCGUGCAGCACCGCAAGGACCUCGAGGCCACCAUCCUCGACAGCCUGAUCCUGCUCUCCGAGUACCCGCCGACGCGCGGCCCGGGCAUCGACGCGUCGCGGCCGGCCGCGUCCGACGCCGCCGGCUUCAAGACGCACGUGCGCCUCUUCCAGCCCUCCGACUACGACGACCUCAUCGCCGAGCGCCACGUCAACGGCCUGUGCGGGUACGCGCUGUGCCCGCGCCCGCACCGCGACACGGGACCCGGCGGCACCUGGCGCAUCACCGGCGCCGGCCACAUCGUCAAGCGCGAGGAUCUUGAGCGCUGGUGCGCGCACGCGUGCGCCCGCCGCGCCCUCUACGUCAAGGUCCAGCUGCACGAGGCCGCCGCCUGGGAGCGCGCUGGCAGCCCCGACAUCCACAUUGACUUGCUCGACGAGGACCUGCUUGAUGCCGACGUAGACCGCGCGACGCAGCAGCUGGCUGACUUGCAGAUUGAGGAGCAGGCGCGCCAGGCCAGGGACGCCGCGGCGCUGGCUGCGGAGAGGGGCGAUCGCCCGCGCCGAGCGGGCGGCGCCGCGGGGAAGCAGAGGGUGCCUGUGUCGCUGCAGGAGAGGGAGACGCAGGUGCCGGAUUUGAAGAACCUGCGCAUCAGCGAAGACGACGACGACCAUUUACUUGUCGAGGGAUAUAAGACCAAUCUAGGCGAGUCUGCUCACCGAUAA